This is a messenger RNA of Condylura cristata (star-nosed mole), 2119 nucleotides long. It is a transcript of the gene VPS37A, whose product is annotated as vacuolar protein sorting 37 homolog A (S. cerevisiae). Gene Ontology annotation, biological process: protein targeting to membrane; protein targeting to vacuole; ubiquitin-dependent protein catabolic process via the multivesicular body sorting pathway. The record is from RefSeq and is a predicted model, not a curated record. Gene Ontology annotation, cellular component: ESCRT I complex. The transcript is spliced from 12 exons. NCBI's taxonomy places the organism in Eukaryota, Metazoa, Chordata, Mammalia, Eulipotyphla, Talpidae. Bases 330 to 1523 code for a protein of 397 amino acids.
GGGCGGGGCACGUUGGUGACUAAGGCUGGGCUGGAAGGAGUGCUGGACGCUCAGACUGCCUGACUAGGCUGGUUUGAACGUCAGGGCCGUGAAGGUAGGACUGCCUGUCCGGGGCGGCAAGUUCCCUCUCUCCAGCUACCCGCAGUCAUAGCAUGCCCCCCAGAGCCCGGGGAUCCCCAGCCGGGCUUGCUUAGAGAAGACGCGGCUCCCCAGCACUUGGGCCCCGGCGUCCCUGCCCGCUCCUCUGUCGCUGGAGAACGGCGGGGCUGAGCUGUUGGGAGAAGCAGGCCAAAGUCUUCUAGGGCCUUGGGCCCAGGGACCCGAGGAGGAUGAGCUGGCUCUUUCCCCUGACCAAGAGCGCCUCCUCCUCCGCAGCUGGUUCCCCCGGUGGCCUCACCAGCCUCCAACAGCAGAAGCAGCGCCUGAUCGAGUCCCUCCGGAACUCACACUCCAGUAUAGCUGAAAUACAGAAAGAUGUAGAAUACAGGUUGCCAUUCACGGUUAACAACCUGACAAUUAACAUUAAUAUAUUGCUUCCUCCACAGUUUCCUCAGGAAAAACCAGUGAUCAGUGUUUAUCCACCAAUACGACAUCAUUUAAUGGACAAACAAGGAGUAUAUGUUACCUCUCCAUUAGUAAACAAUUUUACAAUGCACUCAGAUCUUGGAAAAAUUGUUCAGAGUCUGUUGGAUGAAUUUUGGAAAAAUCCUCCAGUUUUAGCCCCUUCUUCAACAGCAUUUCCCUAUUUGUAUAGUAACCCAAGUGGAAUGCCUCCUUAUGCUUCUCAGGGUUUUCCAUUUCUGCCUCCAUUCCCCCCACAAGAAGCUAAUAGGAACAUCACAUCUUUACCUGUUGCUGACUCUGUUUCUUCAUCAACAACAAGUUAUUCACCAGCCAAACCUGCUGCACCUUCAUUUGGUGUCCUUACAAAUCUGCCGUUACCUGUUCCCACAACUGACGCUUCAGCACCGAUAAGCCAAAAUGGUUUUGGUUACAAGAUGCCCGAUGUCCCUGAUGCAUUUCCAGAACUCUCAGAACUAAGUGUGUCACAACUUACAGAUAUGAAUGAACAAGAGGAGAUAUUACUAAAACUGUUUCUGACUUUACCUCAACUAAAACAAAUUAUUACUGACAAGGAUGACUUAGUAAAAAAUAUUGAGGAACUUGCAAGAAAAAAUCUCCUUUUGGAGCCCAGCUUGGAAGCCAAAAGGCAGACUGUCUUAGAUAAGUAUGAACUACUCACACAAAUGAAAUCUACUUUUGAAAAGAAGAUGCAAAGGCAGCAUGAACUUAGUGAGAGUUGUAGUGCAAGUGCCUUGCAGGCAAGAUUGAAAGUAGCUGCACAUGAAGCUGAAGAAGAAUCUGAUAAUAUUGCUGAAGAUUUCUUGGAGGGAAAAACUGAAAUAGAUGAUUUUCUCAGUAGCUUCAUGGAAAAGAGAACAAUUUGCCACUGUAGAAGAGCCAAGGAGGAGAAACUUCAGCAGGCAAUGGCAAUGCACAGCCAAUUUCAUGCUCCCCUAUAGAUUUUCCUGAAAACAUGAGCUGCCAACAGAGGGAUGGGACACAAAACUAAGGACAUUUAUAUUUAUGAUUUGCAAAUUGGUAUUUCCUCACAGUGGUUGAAUAUAUAGAUACUCUAUAUAGAUUGUAUACAGAACUGAGACUGAUUUUGUACAGAUUCAAAUGAUUGCUAUGAUCUUUCUUUUGAGAAAUUUUUCUGCACUAUUUGCACUAAAAAUGUUUAUUUAUUGUUGGUAAGUCCUACCAUAUAUAAGUUCCACUGCUCUUCCUCUCAUAUUGAUUAACUAUGCAUGUCAUUUCAGCUGGUUUCAAUAUUUUAUAAAAUUACUUCAUUUACAUUUGUAUUUUUAGUUUUAAAUAGACUCAUUUCUUUAUCCAGAAUUUAUUAUUUAGAUGUUUUUCCUCUUAGCCACUCUUGAAAAAUUAGUAUUUUCAACUGUGGAUGAUUACUUACUUUUUCUUUCUUUUUGGGAGAUAAAAACCUGCAAAUAGAUAUUUGGUUUUAAAUAUUCAUACUGUUAGAAAUACCAGACUUGCCAAUAUGCUGUCUCAAGAAAGUAACUUUUAAUACUUAUAAUAAAUCAAAACAGUAAACCAG